AUGGCGCUCGCACCCAAGUUCAAGGGCCACAGGCUGCUCUUCUCCAAAGAGGCUUCAGCAGCGAGCUUCCAGGAGCCCCUGCACACCAUCGAGGUGUUCCUCGACUACGUCUGUCCCUUCUCAGCAAAGUUCUUCAAGACGCUCUACUCGGACGUCGUCCCGCGCGUCCGCGCCAGCCCGGGCCUCGCCACCAAGCUGCAGGUCAUCUUCCGGCAGCAGAUCCAGCCGUGGCACCCGUCGUCGACGCUCGUGCACGAGGCCGGGCUCGCCGUCGCGCGCCUCGCGCCGGACCGCUUCUACGGCUUCUCCGAGGCGCUCUUCCGCGCGCAGACCGACUACUUUGACGCCAGCGUCGCCAACGAGAAGCGCAACGACACCUACCGCCGCCUCGCCCGGCUGGCGGCCGGCAGCGCCGGGGUCGACGAGGCCGCCGUCUACGACCUGCUGGCCGUGUCGGACAAGCCGGGCCCGGACGGCGGCCUCAACAGCGGCAACAAGGUCACCGACGACCUCAAGGUGCUGGUCAAGACGGCCAGGCUGGUCGGCGUGCACGUCACCCCGACCGUCAUCUUUGAUGGCGUUGUCACCAACAUCGACUCGAGCUGGACAGCGGAUCAGUGGCUGGAGUGGCUAGAGAAGAAUGUCGCUUAG
Molecule: messenger RNA, 651 nt
Organism: Thyridium curvatum
Lineage: Eukaryota; Fungi; Ascomycota; Sordariomycetes; Thyridiales; Thyridiaceae
Exons: 2
Coding region: 1-651 (216 amino acids)
Source: RefSeq, a predicted model, not a curated record